This is a messenger RNA of Geodia barretti, 635 nucleotides long. The record is from the annotation of a GenBank genome assembly. Lineage: Eukaryota; Metazoa; Porifera; Demospongiae; Tetractinellida; Geodiidae.
GCCAAAGGACAGUGUACAGACUGACCCUGGUGAAAGAGUGGAACACUGAAGAACUGGAGGCAUAUGCAUCACUGGUGUCAAAGGGUGUUCCAGACUUUAUUGAGAUUAAUGUUACAUGAGGCAUUCGUUGUACAGGGAGGCUCAAAGAGUAGUGGAGUGGUUUCACUGUUGUGGUGUGACCUACUGUGGUGAUUCCAAAGCAUCCAAUCUGACAAUGUCCAACGUACCCUGGCACGAAGAGGUGGUGAAUUUUGUACAAAGGUUUGCUGUCAUGCUCCCUAACUACGAGGUUGCUUGUGAGCAUGAACACUCAAACUGUGUUCUCAUUGCACACAAGAAGGUUUUGUGCAAUUCUCAGUUUAAAGUUGAUGGAAGAUGGCACACGUGGAUAGACUUUGACAAAUUCAUUGAAUUGAAUAAUGCCUUCAUGAAUUCAUGGGAGACACAGAUGUUCUCAGCGGUGGAUUACAUGGCAUUGACUCCAGACUGGGCCAUGUUUGGUCAUCCUCAACAGGGGUUUGACCCCAGUGAGACACGUUGGCAUCAGAAGAAACCCAAGGAAGAUAUUGGAGGAUACUAGCCUAUCUGUUUAGUGCUCCACUGCUAUAAUUGGUGAAUUCAUAUUAAAUCUUUCC